Choloepus didactylus (southern two-toed sloth) is the source of this 6746-nucleotide messenger RNA. RefSeq names its product BMX non-receptor tyrosine kinase (gene BMX). NCBI's taxonomy places the organism in Eukaryota, Metazoa, Chordata, Mammalia, Pilosa, Megalonychidae. Bases 178 to 2145 code for a protein of 655 amino acids. The record is from RefSeq and is a predicted model, not a curated record. The transcript has 20 exons. Gene Ontology annotation, molecular function: ATP binding; non-membrane spanning protein tyrosine kinase activity. Gene Ontology annotation, biological process: adaptive immune response; intracellular signal transduction; peptidyl-tyrosine autophosphorylation.
CAUCCCCACCGCGACCCCCAGGGCCCCCCGCGCAGGUGCAGGCUCCCGGCUCGGGGCGCCCCAGCCGGGAAAAUGUGAGACAAUUCGCUGCGGCUCGAAGGGGGAAAGCUGGUGCUGUGUUCUUGCAAGACCAGAGUAACCUCACCGUGGUGGGCACCAGCGACCGAACGAGCGGAAAUGGACGAUAAUAUGGAUACAAAAUCCAUUCUAGAAGAACUUCUUCUCAAAAGGUCACAGCAAAAGAAGAAAAUGUCACCAAAUAAUUACAAAGAGCGACUUUUUGUUUUGACCAAAACAAACCUCUCCUACUAUGAAUAUGACAAAAUGAAAAGAGGCAGCAGAAAAGGAUCAAUCGAGAUUAAGAAAAUCAGAUGUGUGGAGAAAGUAAACGUGGAGGAGCAGACUCCCGUGGAGAGACAGUACCCAUUUCAGAUCGUUUAUAAAGAUGGGCUUCUCUACGUCUAUGCAUCCAAUGAAGAGAGCCGAAGUCAGUGGUUGAAGGCAUUACAAAAAGAGAUAAAGGGCAACCCCCACCUGCUGAUCAAGUACCACAGCGGGUUCUUCGUGGACGGGAAGUUCCUGUGCUGCCAGCAGAGCUGCAAAGCGGCCCCAGGAUGUACCCUCUGGGAAGCAUAUGCUGAUCUGCACAUUACAACCAACGAAGAGAAACAUAGAUCUCCCGUCUUCCCAGACAGGGUGCUGAAGAUUCCUCGGGCAGUUCCUGUCCUCAGAAUGGAUGCCCCAUCCUCAAGUACCACUGUGGCCCAGUACGAUGGCGACUCAAAGAAAAACUGUGGCUCCCAGCUGAAUGUCAACACGCGUUAUAUUCCAAAGGAAGACUGCCCUGACUGGUGGCAAGUAAGAAAAAUGAAAAGCCAUGAGGAUUUUGCAUGCAGUAACCAAAGGGAAAGAAAUUUCGUAAAUCACAGCACCUCAAAAAUUUCGUGGGGAUUGCCUGAGACAAGUUCAUCGGAAGAAGAGGAAAACCUGCAUGACUAUGACUGGUUUGCUGGUAACAUCUCUAGGUCACAGUCUGAGCAGUUACUGAGACAAAAGGGAAAAGAAGGUGCAUUCAUGGUCAGAAAUUCCAGCCAGGUGGGAAGGUACACAGUGUCCUUAUUCAGUAAGGCUGUGAGUGAUAAAAAAGGAACUGUCAAACAUUACCACGUGCACACAAAUGCUGAGAACAAAUUGUACCUGGCAGAAAACUACUGUUUUGAUUCCAUUCCAAAGCUUAUUCAUUAUCACCAACACAAUUCGGCAGGCAUGAUCACGCGGCUCCGCCACCCCGUGUCAACCCACGCCAACAAGGUCCCUGUCUCUGCAUCCCUGGGAAGCGGAAUCUGGGAACUGAAAAGAGAAGAGAUUACCCUGUUGAAGGAGCUGGGAAGCGGCCAGUUUGGGGUGGUCCAGCUGGGCAAGUGGAAGGGCCAGUACGACGUUGCUGUUAAGAUGAUCAAGGAGGGCUCCAUGUCAGAAGACGAAUUCUUCCAGGAGGCCCAGACCAUGAUGAAACUCAGCCAUCCCAAGCUGGUUAAAUUCUAUGGCGUGUGUUCGGAGAGCUACCCCAUAUACAUAGUGACUGAAUACAUCACCAACGGGUGCCUGCUGAGUUACCUGAAGAGCUGCGGGAAAGGACUUGAGCCUUCCCAGCUCUUAGAAAUGUGCUACAAUGUUUGCGAAGGCAUGGCCUUCUUGGAGAGCAACCAGUUCAUCCACCGGGACCUGGCUGCUCGGAACUGCUUGGUGGACAGUGAUCUCUCUGUGAAAGUAUCUGACUUUGGGAUGACGAGGUAUGUGCUUGAUGACCAGUACGUCAGUUCCGUAGGAACAAAGUUUCCGGUCAAGUGGUCAGCCCCAGAGGUGUUUCACUACUUCAAAUACAGCAGCAAGUCCGACGUCUGGGCAUUCGGGAUCCUGAUGUGGGAGGUGUUCAGCCUGGGGAAGCAGCCCUAUGACCUGUAUGACAACUCCCAGGUGGUUGUGAAGGUCUCCCAGGGUCAUAGGCUCUACCGGCCCCAGCUGGCAUCGGACACCAUCUACCAGGUCAUGUACAGCUGCUGGCAUGAGCUUCCAGAAAAGCGCCCCACAUUUCAGCAACUCCUAUCUUCCAUUGAACCACUUCGGGAAAAAGACAAGCCUUGAAGAAGAAAUUAGGAGAACUGAUGAGAAUGGAUAUAAAAGUUGGCAAACAUUUUCAUUCUUUUUAAGGAAAGUAGCAAGGCUCAGACAAUGUAACUGAGCUAAUUCUUCUUUAUGGUGUUCUGUGUGCUGUUUGUCUGUUAUACUACCUAGAAAUGAACAAGGUAGGAAACAACAGAUUUCCUUGAAUUUUAGGUCAAAUUAGUGAGCUUGGUUUGCCGCUCUUGAUAUAGCACUUCCCAGCCUAUAGCAGAAGUACAUUUUCUGAUUGCAAUAUAGAGAGGGUGUGAAGCAUGUAUAGACAUUGAACAGAAUUGAAAAAGAAUUUGUUGAAAAUUUGUUCUUUUCAUUACAUUGUCACUGUCAGGAUAAUUAAAUAUGCUAUUAACAAGUACAGAAAUGUGGGCAUUUGCCUUUACGUUUCAGUGUUCUCAAAUUUGAGCAUGCAUGAGAAUCGAUUCAACACUGCUUCCCAGGAACCACCCCAGAGAUUCUGGUAGAGCUGGCCUGAGUGCAGCCUGAGACUCUGCAUUUUUAACCAAAUCCUAGAGGUUGCUGAUGCGGUUAUUCAAAACUGCCCUGGAGGUCCUCCUUGCAUGGGGAGGCAUGGAUGGGUGGUCCAUAAUUGAAAGCAGAUGGCACAAUUCUCAUCUGAUCUCCAGAUUGGAACAAUGCCUUCUUAUGUCAUUCAUGGACACAAAUAUAAAACUAAAGUUAAUAUUAUUAAAUAAUAUAUUAAAAGUGUUUCACAUUGAGCAAAUUUUAAAGAGAUGCUAAAGUACAAUUUGAUGCCUUUUUCCUUAACCCUAACCAAUCAUCAGUCUUGAUUCAGUGGAAUCAUGGUCUUCACUCUAGAAUUUAGCAGCUUUUUGCUUUCUAAUAAUUUUUUUUUCUUUUUUUUCUAAUAAUUUUAAAUCCUUGCAUGUUGGGCUCUGGACUUCUGGCUAGUUUGAUAACUGAAGUUUCCACUUCAGUCUUCCAUCUUGAUACAAAGGUACAGAAGUACUUGUUUGGCUUCUCCUGGCUGUUACUAAAAGGUAUUUGGCUUUAAAACUGUUCCAGGGCAUGCCAUCCUGCCCAGCCUACUGCAGAACUCACAGGUUAUAAUCUUGUUUGCAAUACUUAGUUGUCUUUUACAUAAUGUUAAAAAGGGAGAGAAUAAGUUAUGUGGAUGGCACUACUACAAUGACAAGACAUCCCAAUUAAACCCAGCUACUGUUUUCCAGAUAGGAGUUAAUAAUGUCCCUUAAGAGACACUCACCCCUUUCUCAUCCAACUCAGUCCCUCCCCCUCCAGGUAUCAACAAUGGCCUCUCUUGGUUAUCUGUUUCUUUACAUUUAAAUGAUUCCUUUAUUUUCAGCAGAGUUGGCUUUUGAAAAUAGUCUAUUUUUUUACAGAGGUAUACAAAUAUCAGCAUAUAAUGAAAUGUAACUCUUAAAAUAUCCACUAGGGUAUUUAAACAUUCACUGGGCAUUUAUUUAGUACCUUCUGCAUGCCAGGUUCUUUCCUACCCAAGGGAAAAGAACAAGUGACACCAAACCUGGCCUGCCAUGAGCCCACAGCCUGAUGUCUUCACUGAGCUCUCCGAUCCUGUCCUCCGGGGGCCUUCACCCCCUUAUAGAAGGAUUUUCCAGGCCCAAGCCAGGUCUCUGUGGUCUCCCUCUUGAAAAAUGGUUUUCCUUUCUUCUCCUCCUCUUCUUUGUAUAUUUGAUCUUUGCAAAAUAAUUCUCCUUGUAACAAAAGUAAUAUAUGCUCGUUGCAAAAAAUCAAACAACGCAGAACUAUCUAAUAUGAAAAGUUGACAAGUCUGGCUCUAAAAAUCAAGCCAAGCCAGAAUUUAAGGAACUGGCAGAGGUUUAUCAGAGAAUAAGUCCAGUGAUGCUGGAAGGAACCAAGUAGUGGAAGUACAGUCAUACUAUUUAAAACAUGCAUAAUAAUUUUCGAAUGCUGUUUGUGGUUGGUGGUGAUGUCCAGCAUUUAUCAUCCAGGGAACAGCCUACACUCCCUUGUGAGCAAAGAGAAAGGCAGCCUGUGUGGCAAGAAAUUUUCCCAAAGGGGGAGUUGGAGGGCACAUUCAGAUGCAGGCUUGACUAGCUGGGAGCCAAUAGAUCCCUUCCUGGUCUUGCUGAACUUUCUCUUAUGUGUCAAUAGGGUUUGGGCACAAUUCAUAUCAGUCCUAUUUGAGUUAAUUAAGAGGCAGCCACCAAUAGAGUCAAUUUACAAAGUGGAGUUUCUUGGUUUUAAUUCCAGCUCAGGAAGAGAGAUUGGACCUAAGGCCUCAUCUUUACCAAAGUUGGGGGUAAACUCUCAAACAAGGGAGUAAUUCAUGGAGUGACACCGGCAUAGAGGAGGAAGCACCUGCCCCCUUCCGCCCUAAUUGCUUCUCUUCUCCUCUUCCCAUCCCACUAAGAAAUAAUUAAAUUCCCAGGGCGGAAAUGCUCAGUGAACGGCUUCAGAUUCCAUAAACAAAUGUUUCUCAGGUCACUGCGCAUUGCACUGGCCCUUUCAUAUUUGUAAUUUCUUUUACUCCUCACUUCCUCAUAGCCCAGGGGUCAGCAAAGUUUGUAUGUAAAGAGCCAGACAACUCUGCUGGCCCUGGCCAGGUGGCUUUCUGGUCAUAUUGUCUCUGUGGCAACGACCCUCGUCUACCAUUGUAGUGGGAAAGCCGCUGCAGACAGCGUGGAAAUGAACAGGCAUGACUAGGUUCCAAGAAAACUUCAUUCAUGGAUAUUGAAAUUUGAAUUUCAUGUAAUUUUCACAUGUAACAAAAUAUCAUUCUACUUUCAAUUAUUUCCCAACCUCUGAAAAAUGUAAAAAAAAAAAAAAAUAUAUACAAUAAAGAAAUCGUCAUUCCCAGGCCAGAAGACGACAGUGUGCAGGAUUUGGACUGUAGGCCUGGUGUGUGGGGCCCUGCCUUAGCCCCAGGCACAGAACCCUCCUUGUAGAGUCUCCAUCCUCUCAGGAUGCUGCUACCCAGGAGAAGGCCCACAAGCCAGAUCUAUGCAUGCAGACUUCCCUGUUUUUCAAUACCAGGCUGAACUGUAUCCGUCGUGGAGACCAGUACUGCUCAAACUCUAAUGUGCACAGAGAUCUCCUGAGCAUCUUGCUGAAAUGCAGAUUCUGAGGCCACAGGUCUGGGGUGGGACCUGGGAGCCUGCAUUUCAAACAAGCUCAUGGGCGAGGCCAAUGCUGCUGGUCCAUGGCCCCCCACUUCCACCAUACUCUGGGCGAGGCUGGGGUUUCAACCCUGACUGUACAUUAGGAUGAUGGGGGAGCUUUUCAAACACUGGUGCCCAGGCUGCAUCCCAGACCAAUUCAUCAGAAUCUCUGGGGACGGGACCCAGGCACCCAGCCUGGGGCAUCUGAGUAUUUGUAAUGACUCCUCAGUGAUUCCAAUCCUAGGUUGAGAGCCCCUGAGUUAGAUCAGGCAUCCAACGGAGAGGAAACACGCCCAUCUUAGGGAAAGCACAAGUGAGGAGAGAAGGUGCCCUGAUCUCUAGGUCAGGCUUUAUGAUAUAACUGGUCUUCCUCCAACACCACGCGAAAGUUUGGUCUAAUGAUGAGGUACACAGAUUCUGGUACCAGACUGCUGGGGUUCACAUCUCAACUCUACCACUUAAUGGUGACAUAACCUUGAACCAGGUAAACUCUCAGCCUCAGUUCCCCAUCAGUAAGGGGCAGAUACUGUCUACCUCAGAGGGUGUUAUGAGUUGAAAGGCCCUCUUUUGCGUAGGGUUCUUAGAACAAGGCCUGGCUCUGUAGAAUCAUCUGUUAUUGUUAGUUGAACUCCAGGCUGUCAAGGGGCAAGAACACAGAUUUCUAAUGUUCUCAAAAAUAGGUCUUAACACAACUCGUUUUGGACUGAUUUUCCAAUUGCCUUGGGUAAUAAAGCCAUUUGAGAAGCUGGGAUAUGUCCCAAGACAUUUGGGAGAUCGAGGGUGCCACGCAGUCCAACGACGACUUUGCCCAUGGAAGUAAAAAGCAGACAGAAUCCACAAAAGCCCCAGCACGUAGUGACAGACGAGACCACAGGAGUGUGGAAAUCCAGCAGGUAUUUAUUGAGUGUCUGCUUUGUGCUCAGCGCUACUCAGACACUGUGGGUUGAUACAAAGAUUUAAGAGAUGGAGUGUCCGCUUCAGAGGGCAACACUUGGUUGCCAUUUACGCUGGCUCCACAGUUAAAGAACGAUGGCAGCGCGUUUCUGGCAGGUGUACGGGGAGGGUUUGGGGAGGCCCCUGGGGCUGGUUGUGUGUUAUCAGGAAGAUGGCCAGCAAACAACUUGGCAGUGAGGAGGCCAGGUCCUCUAACUCCUCUUGAGUCUUCUUCCCUCUCCUUUAGACCUAGCCCCCGAAGGAGCUGUGCUCCAGUUCACGAGCACUGUGGGCAAAUUACUAUUGUACUCGGAUUAAGUUAAUAUGAAGAGACUGUGUCAUCCUUUACACGUGGGUUAAAUUAAAGUGAACAUUGCGUGCCAUUCCCAACUCCCGCAGCCCCACCUGCUCACUGGCACCGUCCUCACAAGUGGCCCAUCCAGAUUCCAGACAAAACCCAACACUUGCUCCCGAGAUAGGGCUUUUUUUUUUUUCCUGUUCUAGCAACUUGAC